Molecule: messenger RNA, 587 nt
Organism: Drosophila bipectinata
Lineage: Eukaryota; Metazoa; Arthropoda; Insecta; Diptera; Drosophilidae
Product: death-associated protein 1
Biological process (GO): cellular response to amino acid starvation; apoptotic signaling pathway; negative regulation of autophagy
Molecular function (GO): death domain binding
Source: RefSeq, a predicted model, not a curated record
UCGAUUUUUCGAUAGGUCCAUCUCUUGCAGCUCUACGUGUCACAAUUAGAACGCAAAAGCAAAACACUGCGGUGCAUUUAUUUACUUCUAAACAAAAGCUUACUAUUCCAGAUAAAAUGGCUGAUGAGCAACCAAAUCUGGUGGCCGGACACCCACCUGCACUAAAAGCCGGUGGCAUGAGAAUUGUGCAGCACAAAGCACCAACUACCGAACGUGCGCCCAAGGAUGCCGAAGAUUGCACUGGACUUACUCAACCCAUUAGCGUAAACUCGGCUUCGGUGAGCGGUGCUCCCGUUAAGGACAACACUGGCUUUACGCCCGCCUCAGUCCAGGUGGCCCAUUCUGCCAAGCCCCCGGUAGCCGUACAGCAGAAGCCACAGAUCCACAUCCAGCAGCCACGCAAGUGAUCUGGAGCCCAAUAUUCCUUUAAACCAUGAUCUUUGUUGAAAUUCUCCAUGUACGAAAUGGUAUUGAAGUUGCCUCUAUAAGUAAUAUAUAUUUAAAGUAUCUUUGCUAUUGCAUUCCAAAUGAAUUUCUUUGCAUCUUUUUUUCAUAUUUUUAAUAAAAUAUAUUGUCCUUUUUUUGUA